GACAUGUUAAUCGGAGAUCAAAUAGAAAUAUUAAUUGAAAUAAAGUAAUCUUGAUACAUCAUGGCUGAUUCAUCUUACGAAAAAGGACUUACGGAACUUUCAAAAAUGAAGGUUGCAGAUUUAAAAAUUGAACUGAAACAAAGAGGACUUCCUACCACUGGAAAUAAAAAUGAAUUGGUUGAAAGGCUUCAAUUAGCAAUACAUGAUUCUGCGUUAUCGUUGGAUGAAACAGCAGAAGAAAUUUUAGAUGAAGAUGCUGUUCUUGGGGAUGAAGAAAUAGAAGAAUUAUCAAAUAAACCUGAUUCACAAGAAGUUGAUAAGAAGAUAAAGUUAUCUGCAGAAAGUAAUGUGAAUGCGAAGAAAAUAGUUCUAAAUCGCAAACCAGUAAUUGAAGAAGUUAAAAAUGAACAAACAGAAAAACCUGAAAAUGAUACUAAGAUUACGGAGAUUGCACCACCUGAAAAGAAAAUGAUUAAAUUUUCUGAACUUGGUAUUAAAGAGAGACUAGAAAUGAGGGCUAAGAAAUUUGGUUUGCCAUUAUCGGAAGCUGCUAAAAAGGAAGUUAGAUCUGCAAGAUUCAGUAUUAAUAAUCAAAAUAACAAAUCAGCUGCAUCCGUGAAAACACCUGUGCAUACAACUUAUGAAGUUUUAAAAAAGCGAGCAGAAAGAUUUGGUACUUCUGUUUCUACUUUAAUGGAAAAGGCCGAGUUAGAAGCUAGAAUAGAGAAGAGAAAAGCAAGAUUUGGUGAAGUCAAGCCUGCAAACGAGAAAGUAUUUCACAAUAAAGUUAAGAUCGUUAAAUGAUAUUCAGUGUUAUAUACCAAAACAGCAACAUAGAUUGCAAACUUUUUGUUUUCUAUUUUAUUAUGCAACAGAAAAGCAUUUUAGUGCUAUGUCAUACUCUUAAUUUGCAAUUAUCAUGUUAAUUUGUUUUAGGCGGAGUUAGAAGCUAGAAUAGAGAAAAGAAAAGCAAGAUUUGGUAAAAUCAAGCCUGCAAACGAGAAAGUAUUUCACAGUAAAAUUAAUAUCGAUUAAACAAUAUUCGGUAUUAUAUACCAAAACAGAAACAUAGAUUGCAAACUUUUUGUUUCAUUUUUCAUUACGCAACGGAAAAGCAUUUUAGUGCUACGUCAUACUCUUGAUUUGCAAAUUAUUUGCAAGAUUUGGUCACGUUAAACCUGCAAACGAGAAAAUAUUUCACGUUAAAGCUAAAAUCGUUAAAUGAUAUUCAGUUUUAUAUACCAAAACAGCAACACAGAUUGCAAACUUUACUUUAAGUUUUCUUAUUUCUAAUACAGUUAUUUGUAUACAACAAAAAGUCAUCGUAUUUGCUAUAAAAUAUUUUGCACAACGAAUUAAAAACAAAUCUUUUCAGGGUAACGUUACUUUAAAUACUUCUUCGAAGUAUGCUCAAUAUAUUUUUGUUUUCAAUGUUUUUGAAAACUACAAAACACUUAAUGUUUAUAACUUAGUUUACCUGGAAAUUUUAUAAAAUGAACAUAUAAAAUAAAUAUGUAUAUGUAUAUUAAAAAGAAUAUUAUAUACAACGCGAAAGUUACAUAUAUUUUGUAAUGUUACUUUUCCGCUUUAUAACAAAAAACACAUCGAUCUUGCAUUUAUGUUAAUUGCAUCGGAUUAAAAUGAUUUUGUUCAGUUCAAAGUAACGUGAUUAAAAUGUGCAUUCUUGUAACGUUCAAAUUUUCUAUCGUAAUUAAAUGAAAACAUUAAGAUUAUCGUAACACCGAUGCCCGUCGCAAAGAAAAAGAAAAAGCAUCCUAUGAUAUUAUUUCAAUAUAUUGAAUUUUAUUACAAAAUGUGUUUAGGCUACAACAUGUAAUAUAAUAAUUGCGUUUGGUCUAGACCCUUACGAAAAAAGAAAAGCUAAACUGCACCACAUUUACUGUUGUCUCGGCAAGACACUUCGUCCGUUUACGUUUCAAGGAAACAUUCAUAAAUGCGAAAAAGUUCGGUACACAUGCGAAAAUGAACGCACCUCGUUAUACGGAUCAUGUUUGAUACGUUUAUCCAGUAUUGAGAUCGAAUCAGUGUAUUAUCACAAAUAUAUUUCAUACGAACUAUCACGAAUUUUUUUAAAUGCGGACGUGUCAUGCAUGAAAGCAAUACAAAUAUAUAUAUGUAUAUGUAUGUAUAUAUAUAUAUACACAUACAUAUGAAUAUAUUAUAUGUAUGAAUAUAUUAUAUGUACACAUUUUUUUUUUAAAAAUCAAUUUCACAUAUUUUUUUUUAUGUUCAAAGGACUCAAAAGUGGGUUUAAAAAUCAAGUCUUCGGACAUAUCAAAAAAUUGUUACGUAUCUUAUAUAAAUAUCGAUCAUUAUCAUUUUAUCAAAGAUUAAAUUCCCAUAUCAGAGAAUGUUAGACAACUGUUUUUCUAGCAACACAUAUAAUUCUAAUGAUUAUCCAAGCAUUCGAAAACAACGUAUAGAUUAUAAAUUCGCAUUUUCCUUGAAGCGCAUCCUAAGAACGAAUGGUCCGAAGACACACGUUAAGUUUAAAGAAGAUAAGGGAUUGUACAUUAAACAAUAUACAAUCAAAAUAUAUUGUAUAGAUGUAAAAAUAGUAAAAUUAGCGAUAGUAAUCGUUUCUAUUACGUUAUACGGUGUGUAAAGUGUGUGUAUAAUCGAUCAAUUCGGUCUUUAAACAUUCGACGAAGUAAAGGAAACUAUCCCAAGCAGCUAAUCCUAAGAUAAUGUAUUUCCUCUUUUUUAUUUAUAUAAAUUCUAUUUAUAUUAUGUAUGUACGUACGUGUGAUAACUAAACAGAUACAUGAUUUUUUAUUUCUGACGCAAAGACGCUACCAGCUUUGCGAAUCGAAGACCAGGAGGCUGUCGUACUUUAAACAGAAAACAGGAAUACAGAUUUCUUUACCAUUAAAUUAUUCUUCACGCAGUUGAACAUAGUCGUAUCUGUUCAGUGGAUCACUCAAACGAGUUAAUUUAAUCCGAGCCCAUUUCUCGAUCGAAGAACCUUCGGGUUCUCUAAGAAGUGGAUUCAAUAAAAUAAAUUUGUCAAAGUUGCGCUACAGGCACAAACAAUUCAGACCUUGGGUCAUGUCCAUAAUGGCUUACGAUACGAAACUUUCAUAUAAUAUCUUUAAUUAAAUCUUUCUAUCUUAUAUAUACAUGCUAAUAAUCUCUCUCUUUCCUAUUUCUUUUCCCGCGUGCGUAUACAGGACGCGGCACUUGGCUCUUUCCCGGCUUAGGACGAGACAUCUAGCUUCGCAAUGUCAUCCUAAAAAUUUUAGUCAUAAUUCAAAUAUUUAUAUUGACUGUCCUAAAUACAUCUGUUUCAGAAUU
Megachile rotundata (alfalfa leafcutting bee) is the source of this 3315-nucleotide messenger RNA. Its product is annotated as SAP domain-containing ribonucleoprotein. Gene Ontology annotation, cellular component: nucleus. NCBI's taxonomy places the organism in Eukaryota, Metazoa, Arthropoda, Insecta, Hymenoptera, Megachilidae. Gene Ontology annotation, biological process: poly(A)+ mRNA export from nucleus. The record is from RefSeq and is a predicted model, not a curated record.